AUGGCGGCGGCGCUGCUGGCGCGGCUGUGCCGGAGCGCCCCUUGGGCGCGGGGCACCCCCGGGCUCCGCGCCGUCCGCCCGCCCCUCGCCGCCGCCGUCCCGCCGCCGCUCCGCCGCCCCGCCGCGCCCCUGGGGCCGCGCAGCUUCUCGGCGGCCGAGCUGGUGCGCGCCGCGCCGGCCCCGCUGCAGCCCUACCUGCGGCUCAUGCGGCUGCACCAGCCCGCCGGGACGUGGCUGCUGUACCUGCCGUGUACGUGGAGCAUCGGGCUGGCGGCCGCGCCCGGCUGCCUCCCGGACUGGCGCACGCUGUCCCUGUUCGGCGUGGGAGCCGUGCUCAUGCGAGGGGCCGGCUGCACCAUCAAUGACAUGUGGGACCGCGACUAUGACAGACAGGUUGCAAGGACAGCAAGCAGACCCCUGGCAGCUGGAGAUAUCUCCACUUUCCAGUCCUUGGUUUUUCUCGGAGGACAGCUCAGCCUGGCACUCUGUGUGCUUCUGUGCCUGAAUUACUACAGUAUCAUUCUGGGAGCAGCCUCUUUAUCUCUUGUGAUCACCUACCCUCUGAUGAAGAGAAUAACAUACUGGCCACAGCUAGUUUUGGGACUUACAUUUAAUUGGGGAGCCCUUCUUGGCUGGUCUGCCAUCAGAGGGUCGUGUGAGUGGUCUGUGUGCUUGCCCUUGUACUUUGCUGGGGUGAUGUGGACGCUGGUGUACGACACCAUUUAUGCACAUCAGGAUAAGAGGGACGACAUCAUGAUCGGUGUGAAGUCAACGGCGUUGCAGUUCAAGGAGGACACGAAGCAGUGGCUCAGUGGCUUCAGCCUGGCCAUGCUCCUGAGUCUGUGCGUGGCAGGGAUGAACUGCAACCAGACCUUCCCGUAUUACUCGGCUGUGGCUGCCGUAGGGGCUCACCUGGCACACCAGAUUUACACUUUGGACAUAGACAAGCCUGAAGACUGUUGGAAAAAAUUUGCUUCAAAUCGUACUGUAGGAAUUCUGCUCUUCCUAGGGAUUGUGCUUGGAAAUCUGUGGAAACAAAAAGACUUCAAAAAUGUAGAAGAGCCUUCAGAGAACAGAUAGUUGAAAUCACUAUACUGAUAUUUUAGUCUAACUGAAGUGUAAAUAUUGUAAGAAGGAAAACACUUUUAAUAUAAAUAUAGCAGGUUUAUAUUAUUUAUUUAUAAAAGCUGGUGGAAACAUUCUUGUUUCUGAAAUCAUGCAAUUGAGAUAAUUCUACAAUGAAGUUUUGGUUAUCUGGGAAUAACUUCAAUCUGCAUAGAAGCUCCAAAACGUGAAGCUGCUCUGCGAGUCCUGUGUAGUAGCAGCAGACUUCUCUCAAGCUCUGGUUACUGUGAACCCAAGAUUUUAUCUGAAGCAGGUGUCUCUUAGUGACAGCACGGGUAAAAAUGCAAAGUAAUUUUUGGAUGUAAAUAAAAUCUGGCUGUACAUGUU
Messenger RNA from Hirundo rustica (Barn swallow), 1452 nucleotides. RefSeq names its product coenzyme Q2, polyprenyltransferase (gene COQ2). Gene Ontology annotation, cellular component: mitochondrial inner membrane. The record is from RefSeq and is a predicted model, not a curated record. Gene Ontology annotation, biological process: ubiquinone biosynthetic process. NCBI's taxonomy places the organism in Eukaryota, Metazoa, Chordata, Aves, Passeriformes, Hirundinidae. The transcript is spliced from 7 exons. Bases 1 to 1080 code for a protein of 359 amino acids.